CUUUACCGAAAGAACCAAGAAGAUGAAUCCCUGUAGUCACGAAAGCUUUAAAUAGAAAAGCACUAUUGAAGUUGUAAUACAGUCGAAAUGAGUGAAUACGUUCAUUGAAUUGACCGAGGAAUUGAAUAGAGCUUGGGAAACGAUAAUGGGAGGCAAUUCCAAAGAGGAAACGUGCGAGGGAAGAAGCAGAACGGGAAGUGUCUCGACCUGCAGCAGUGUGGUGGGUGAUCGGUGUGCAUGAGUUGGCACAGUGAGGGGCACAGCUGGUGCAUCUGCAAGUCUUCUCGGUCAACCCAUGGCACCUGAGUCUGUCCCGUGACCUGGCAGCGAGCCUUCGACACUUCGCUUGGCCUCAAAGUGCACCUGGCCUGGCACAAGGGCCGUAGUGAUGUCACCACCACUUAAUGGCGAAUGAUGGCUGCUGUUGAUGUUGUUGCAUGAGACCGAGUGCUCAAUAUGGGUGGAGAUGCAACAACGCCACACCUCACCCAUGUCCGUCCAGUGUGGCAAGCGAUGCUAUGCAGCCAGGAUUUGGUCUUGUCAGUCAUCCGCAAACCAAUUCACUUUCCAUUUAUAUCGUGUCAGACUCAUCGGGCAGUCAUCAAUGCUUCAAACAGCCAUCAUAAUCAUCAUAGUCACGUUGUGAAGAAUAAUCUUAUCCCAUGCUUUAAAACAAUCUUGUAGAAGCAUAUUCUUCUUUAAAGGUAUGGGUGUAUACAGAAACACAAUGAUCUUAAACAAACUUUAAACAAAUAUACUGUGCCACAAAAACACAAUGAGUAAAUAUAUUGCCUGAUUUAUCUGUCAUGUAUACUGCUCUAUCAGAAUCAAAAGCUUUAUUUAACCUGGAGAAAUCCGAUAAGCGCUAAGCUAUGAAGGUCUUUUGACAGAUGUCUAUUGCUAUAUAUUUUUUUACAAUUUACAAAGGGAGCUGAGCCUUCAGUAGUUAGGGGGGCAGGGGGGUCUCAGCCCUCUCAACACUGCAUGGCUGCUUUAACAAGAACACCACACAUGACAGUACUAACUUUGUUGUCAUGAUUGUAACAAAGUUAGUACUGUGCUGCAGUUGUUUUCAGACACCAGGAAUUUGACUUGAGCAGUGAGCGAAUCUGAAUCGUUCCAACCAAUACAAUCCUUUAUUUCAACCAAGUGAGAACCCAGAGGAUAAUUAGAGCAAAACAUCAUAACUUGAUCUACAAGAGAACGUGCAAUAAUAUAGUAGUCCUUAGGAUCUAUUUAAUAUACAAAUAUAACAAAACUAAAUGAGAACAAUUGAAAAUGCGCUCUGAGCUGUCCAUUAACAGAGGGCAAUGGAAAGUGGGCAGGGGGGAGCAUUUGCCUUCCCAAAUAUUUGACAGGCCAAGACUUGUAAUUUGUCCCAUCAACGGCAUUAAUGAGCCCCAUUUGAAAUACUCAACGUGUGGCCCCAAUGACUGUUGCCCCUACCAACCUCAGAAUCAUUCCCACAGGCCCAAUAAUGAAUAUCUUCUUUGUGCCUCUCAGGUCUGCCUCGCAAAGGCAAUCUGUAAUUACAGUUAUGUAUCAAUAAGAGUGUAUAACCCAACGCGCUUGACUCGACAGUGUUGUAGCCACUUGUGUAACGGUUCACGUGGCGGAAAUAGCAAGUAAUUAUCGGAUCAUCUGCACGCCGCCAAGUUCUGCGCUGCUAGAGCGAGUGCUGCUGUGCUGUUGCGGGGCAUGUCUGGGGAUGUUAGUUAAUAAACCUUGAUUUGGAAUUCAUUAACCUAGGGCUGGGGUGGUUGGGUAUUGUACGUGGUUACACCGGGGGGUGCCUUGUGCCCUCUGUGUGCCGCUGGCGGCUAAGCCACACACAUCGUGGCUGUGGAGAAGAGUGGGUAUUGGAUUGUUGGGGAGUCGGGGGGGGGCACUGCUGACACCGAUUUUCGCAGUUCAAUUGAACCCCCGAAAAACCCACGGGCAAUGGGGGCACGUCACGUUCCACUGUGUUUCGUUGCAUUUAUGAACGUAUAGAAGAGGACUGAGUACGAUGCGUACUGUUAUUAAUGGAGCAUUCAAAAGUGAUUAAUAACUGUUAAGUUUUGCCUCGUAGAAAAUAUAUUGGCUCGCAGUAAGAUUUUUUAAAAAAGAAACUUGAAAAUGAGACAAAAGGUGGGAGACAAGCCGAUGGCUAAAACACACACGAUCUCACGCUCACUAGAACGUCAGCACAUGAAUACAAACAUACUUGUUUUUUUACAAAACAACCAGUGCCUUUAAAUGCAGUGCCUGUAGAACAUCCUCCACCAAUACACUGUAAGACAUUGAGGUUCCUCAUCCCUUGGUCGAAACUGUAAACCUAUUGAGCAGUGGAAGAAACCACCCGAGCCAUCUUGCACGGGUUGCCUUAUUUUAAUCACCCGGGUUUGCCCAGAUGGGGUGUAAAGUUCACGAGAAGUUGACUUGUGGAAUCUGUAGUCGUGUCUCUGUGCUAAAGGUCAUUUGACGUGUGCACAAUUAGUGGGCAUUUGUGACUAUACUACCGCAGUCGCGCAGGGCACAGUGCACCAGUCAUCGUCAGAACUCUAGACUGGCAGCCCAAAACUUAGACAAAACUUGCUUGUUGAAAUUUCAAACUCAUAACCAGAUGCUUGGAAGGAAUGGCCUUCUUGAUUGUGGGAUUUAAUGCUCUUUUGUAAAGGUGGCGGGCAUUGUGGCGUCUCUGAGUGACGUUUUUUUUUACUGAGGUAUUUACUUUCUUAUUCUUGCUACGAAGAUCACUGCAUAUAUUAAAAUAUUGCGUUUCUAGCAAUUGCUGACUUGAACGCAAGUGGAGAGUAAGGUAAGCUGUGGAGUUGUGCUUGCUGUUCACAAAAAAUAAAAAUGCUACUAUUUUCAUGUCCUGUAGUAGCACAUUAUAUCAGAAGUUCGGCAAAUACCCUGCAGUUAAUCUCCUUUGCAUGUUCUAUUUUAUUCACAAAGGAAUACACAUUUGAGGAUAAAUCUAAAUCUGUUGACCGCGAUGACCGUUUGAUGAAACUGGUUAUUGGCAGGCCCAGUGAUUUUGUGCAGAUUUUGCGUAUGCCUGGCUGGCUGGGAGCACGUCACGGGAAACUUAUCAUCGACCACACACUAUUCCGGACGGAUAAUUGCUCAAUGCGAUUAAUGUUACGAGUGCGCUUGUGCCCUGUGGGUAGGAACCACCGAAUAACGCUGCCACCCACCGGGGGGCCACCGGAGCACUGGAGCGGACGGGCCAUGGCUAUGAAUAGCGGUGUCGCGGCACGCAAGCCGUACAGGAAGGCGCCUCCUGAGCACCGCGAGUCGCGCCCGCCGGGAGCCAGGCACCUCGUUGAGCCCGCCAUGACACGAUAUAAGUCAGAGGAGGUGCUUCCAGAUUCUCAUAAAUCCAGGCCACAGCACGAGGAGCACGUGAACCUUCCGGUGCCUCACUCGGAGAGACCGGGCGACGGGCCACACCUCGCACAGAGCGCCGAACUCGGGAGGCCCGGAGAGUCGCAUGGCCCAGAGAGGGCCGCUUUGCCGGGGCUGGGCCAUCCGGGCCUGCCCGUCAGGGUCAGUCCCGACACCGCAGCAGUUUCGAGGGAUGGGCCUGGCGGGGAGCAGACGGGGCCGAGGAGGGAGGCAGACAGACGGGCAGCACAGCCAGGCCUGGAGGCCGAGCUGGGUCAGGCAUGGGAGGAGAUCCGACGCCUCCAGGAUAUGUACGGCAGAAUGCAAAGCAGUUACUUGUCCUCCCAGAAGACUAACCAAGACCUGGAGGAAAAACUGCAAAAACUGGCUCAGGCAUUUGAGGAAGAGAAAACGAGCCUUAACGUGGAGAUCGUGGCGCUCACGGGCAAGCUGAUGGACGCCAAGACCACGAUCAACAAGUUGGAGGAGGAAAACGAGCGCUUCAGGAAGGACUGUAACCUGGCCGUUCACCUCCUGCAGUGCAACAAGUCCCACUUCAGGAACCACAAGUACUCUGAGCUGCCCCAGGAGCUGCAGGAGCUGGUGAGCAAGCACAUGGGCGGGGAGAUUGGCGACGCUGCCAGGGCCUCGCCGUCCCACGGUCCCCCGUCGUCCGCUCACCCCAAGGACUCGGUCCCCACGAGCGUGAUCGUACGCGUCCUUGAGAAGCCCGAGCCGCUCGGCCUGCAGUCGGCGAGCUCGCGCAGCGCCCCGCGGCCCCUGGCGGGCGACACCUUCGUCCACGUGGACAUGAGCGCGGAGCAUUACGAGCAGGACGAGGGCGACGACGCGGAGAACGACACGGCCGCCGCCGUCGCGGACAUGGUUUACGACGACGCGAGCGACACGUGGGUGCACAAGGGGUCGUCGUCGUCGUCGGCCAGCGGCAGCGCGUGCAGCCGCCAAAGCAGCGUGGACGGCGCUGGCGCCCCGCGGGACAACGGCUGCGAGAGAAGCGUGCCGUCCCCUCGUCGGCUCUCCCCGUACCCGACGCCGGCGCCCGCCGGCGCGCACGCCACGCCGCCAUCGCUGCCGCCUUCCAGCACGUACGGCGGGCGCCGCGCGUUGGUGGAGUUCUCCGGCGACGAUCACGUGAGGAUCCCCAAGAACAGCCCACUCCCCAACUGUACGUACGCCACGCGGCAGGCCAUCUCCCUCGGCAUGGCCACCAAGGAGGACUGCCGCGGCUGUCGGAAAAGCGGUGCCACCGCCGACGCCGCCGGGCUCGCAUGCGGAGGGAAGUCGCUCGCCUCAAGGCCCCAUCCAAAACAGCGCCGGGCACAACAUUGUCGUCCCCGCAGAGCUCGAUCACGGCUACGGCAAGACACGUGA
Molecule: messenger RNA, 4764 nt
Organism: Lethenteron reissneri (Far Eastern brook lamprey)
Lineage: Eukaryota; Metazoa; Chordata; Hyperoartia; Petromyzontiformes; Petromyzontidae
Gene: BEGAIN
Product: brain enriched guanylate kinase associated
Biological process (GO): Golgi organization
Cellular component (GO): trans-Golgi network
Source: RefSeq, a predicted model, not a curated record